Pseudomyrmex gracilis is the source of this 5766-nucleotide messenger RNA. RefSeq names its product cadherin-related tumor suppressor-like. The annotation marks the transcript as partial. Gene Ontology annotation, biological process: homophilic cell-cell adhesion. The record is from RefSeq and is a predicted model, not a curated record. Gene Ontology annotation, cellular component: plasma membrane; catenin complex. The transcript has a single exon. Gene Ontology annotation, molecular function: cadherin binding; calcium ion binding. Lineage: Eukaryota; Metazoa; Arthropoda; Insecta; Hymenoptera; Formicidae.
AGAGAAAUAUUUAUAGAAAAAAAAAAACGAUAAGUAUAUUGGCCACCUUCAGAUGCCCAUGUUCAAAUCGAGAAACUGGAUGAGAAGAAACAAUGCGACGUAGACAGACAACGUUUCACGUAGUUGCGCGUGAUUAAUCUUCAUUUUCAAAGAAUGUCGCGAUACGUACAAUGCACCGAUACAUAGACGCGGAAGACGACGACGGGAUUAUCGUCGGUCACGACCAUGAGGAGGCAGAACGACAGGUAGUACGUAAUCGGACCGCGCGAUUUUAUGCCGACGACGAGUCACCGUGAGCCGAGAUUUGGCUAAGACAGGUGGGCGUGUCGCGGCGAGACAGAAGAGAUGAUCAUAAGGGAAUUGAUGAUCUUGGCCCUGCUCCUGGGACUCCUGUCAGCGGUGGACCAAAAUGGCGGCCAGGUCGUCGGCCAGGACGCAGUGGUGGUGGCGACUGCGGCAGUGUCUGAUAACUAUUUUAUUUCUGGUGACCUAUCUCAAAAGGUCACGCGGUUAGUGCCACGAAGGUCACCAAUGUUGCCGCAGGACAGCGCCGCGACGACGGAUCUAGCGAUGCAGAGCAGAGCAAUCUACAAACGAUUCAACUUUGAUGUCAAAGAGGGCGAGCCCAAGGGUACUGUAGUCGGCACGAUACCGAUGGAAGAUACUUAUACCUACAGGAUUAACGAACCGCCCCAAGAAUUUGAUUUCGAUCCGAAAACUGGCGAAAUAAGAACAACCAAGAUACUCGACCGUGAAGCUUUAAGCAGCGAUCAGUUUGACUUCGUUGUGCUGUCAAGUAAACCGACCUAUCCAAUCGAGGUGCGAAUUGUGGUGACUGACAUUAACGAUAAUAGUCCGGAAUUCCCAGAGCCUAGCAUCGCGGUGAGCUUCUCGGAAUCAGCUGUGACCGGCACUAAGCUUCUGCUGGACGCUGCGACGGAUCGAGAUACACCAAAGAACGGUGUGGUAGACAAAUAUUUUAUUGUAAACGGUAAUACAGAGGAAAAGUUUCGUUUGGAAGUCACCGGCAGUCCCACUGGUGAGACAAAAUAUCUGCACCUAGAGACCACAGGCAAGCUGGAUCGUGAGCAAGUGGAGUUUUAUUCUUUAAACAUUUGUGCGGAAGACCUCGGCCAACCACCGCGCUUGGGUUACCUGUUAGUUAAUGUGACAGUGUUGGAUGUAAACGAUAAUCCACCUGUAUUUCCCCUGACUGAUUACGUAGUGACAUUGAACGAAAGCGCACCAGUCGGUACGAAAGUCUUGACUGUGCAUGCCACCGACAAGGACUCGGAAGACAAUGCUAAAUUAACAUAUUAUUUGCCGGAUAACGAGAGAAAGUUCAUGAUCGAUCCAGAAACUGGAACAAUUACGACGGCAGAACCAUUGAGAUGUCAUCAACAAAGCUGUGUACCUCCUGGCAGCAGUUGUCCUAAAAGCUGUGUUAUUACGGUCUUCGCCCGUGAUCAUGGUUCACCUAGGCAAGAUGGCCGCACGUACGUAACGGUGAACCUGUUGGACGCGAACGAUCACGAUCCUGUGAUCAAGUUCAGCUAUUUGCCAGUGACCGCGACUUUUGCUACUGUUGAUGAAAAUGCUCCCAAGGAAUCAAACGUUGCAGCAAUAGCAGUGAUGGACGAUGAUGAGGGACUCAACGGUGAGACCAGCGUGGAAAUACGCGGCGGCAACGAGUUAAACCACUUCAUGUUGUACAACACGCAACAGGGCUUUGAUGUUGUGCGAGUUAACGGUCGAUUGGAUCGCGAAGAAAUACCUAAGUACAAUCUCACAAUAGUCGCAAUUGACAAAGGUACGCCGCCCAGAUCAGCGACCGCUUACCUUGUGAUCUAUGUAAAUGAUGUUAACGAUCAUGAGCCGGUAUUCCAGCAGAGCGAGUAUUCAGCGGUGUUGUCGGAACUCGCGCCAAUAGGUAGUUUUGUUACCAGCAUCACAGCUACGGACGCAGAUUCUGGAUUAAAUGCACAAAUUUUUUACGAAGUCUGUUCGGGCAAUGAACAAGGCUGGUUCGCCAUGGAUAAUAAGACUGGUUUAGUCACUACUGUAGCCACCUUAGAUCGCGAGAUUCAGGGCAGCAUCGAAUUAUACGUGUCAGCGUUGGACGGUGGCCCAAAUCCCAAGUACGCGAGCACGCAUCUUAAAGUGACAAUUCUCGACGAGAACGACGAGGCGCCGCGCUUUUCUGAAAAUAUCAUCGAGGUCACGUUAUCAGAAAAUAUUCCACCUCACAGUCUAGUAGCUACUCUUAGCGCUAUCGACAAUGAUCAAGGUACCAACGGUAGCGUCGCGUAUAGUUUUCACUCCAGUGUUUUGCGCGAUUAUCCUAAAACUUUUGCAUUGGAUGCUCUAACGGGUCAGUUGACAACGGUGACCAAUUUGGAUCGAGAGACUGUGGCAGACUAUAAAAUUCUAGUAAUAGCGAAGGAUCAAGGCACACCGGUGCAAUCUUCAACUGCAACCGUGUUAUUAACACUGGAGGAUGUCAACGACAACUCGCCAAUUUUCUACCCCUGGAAAUAUCUAAUGCCCAUCUCUGAAAACGCUCCACCGGGUACGAUGAUAGGCAAAGUUACCGCCACUGAUGCCGAUGCUCGAGAAAAUUCUCAAGUGAGAUAUUCCUUGGAGUCCGGUGGCGAGGGUCUUUUUGUAGUAGAUGAAAAAACCGGUGAAAUUGCUCUUCAAGGUUCUCUGCGAGCUGCGCACAAAACUUUGUACGAGCUAAUCAUCUCGGCAAAAGACACCGGUGACCGAGUGGCGGCCAAAAAUGCCAUGGUAGAAAUUAUUCGCAAAGAGGAUUUGGAACAUCUCGAAUUCAACACCUACAACGGCUACGAAUUCCGUAUUUCCGAAGAUCGAGGCGACUGCGAUUCCAUACCGUCUGGAUUCCACCGAGAUGUCGGCACGGUACAUGUUUCGGAAUAUGGUAAUAUCGGUAAAGUGAGCUAUGCUAUUGUGUACGGCGACCCGAAGGGUAAUUUCAAGAUCGACGAGAGUAGCGGCACUAUUAGUACUGCCAGUUGCCUGGAUCGCGAACGUAUCAGUUCUUACAGUCUGCAACUAUCAGCGCGCGCCAACCUUGCGUACGGCCAGACGACUGUCAACAUUACCGUACUGGAUGUCAACGACAACUCGCCACGGUUUCCCAAAGAGGAACGAGGCGAUGAGAUCUUCCUGCGAGAAAACGCGGCGGUGGGUCAAGAAGUGUGUUUGGCUCGAGCCCGAGAUCGUGACGCUGGCGCAAACGCUAGAAUCACUUAUUCUCUAACACACAAUCCAGAUAGGCAGUUUAGAGUUGCCGAGAACUCAGGUAUUAUUUAUUUAGAUAAACCAAUCCGUUCGGCACCCGGCACGAUUCUUUAUUUAGAAGUAACGGCAACCGAUUCCGGUAGCCCGUCAUUGUCCGCUCAGCAUCAGAUCAGGGUGACAAUUGAAGACGUCAACGAUCAUACGCCGGUCUUUCGAUUAACUAGUUAUGAAACUUCUCUGCCAGAGUCUACGCCGGUCAAUGAACGUUUCUUCUCGUUGACGGCUCACGACGCAGACCUUGGCUCUAAUAGCAGGAUAUUAUACAGCAUCACCGAUGGCAAUGCCGAGGGUCGUUUCGGGAUCUUUCCUGAUGGCCAACUCUACGUGAAAAACGCGCUUGAUCGCGAGGAGCGUGACUAUUACGCGCUCGAGGUAACUGCAUGUGAUCAAGGUAGUCCCUCACGGAGUUCCGUUGUUCCUUUAGUGGUACAUAUAAUCGACGAAAAUGACAAUGCGCCCGAAUUCACCAACAGCAGUUUCAUCUUUCAUUUGCGCGAGAACGAACCGCCCGACAUUUUCGUCGGCAAAUUACUGGCAACCGAUCGUGACGUCGGUCGUAACGCCGAUCUUAUAUUCUCGUUACCGGCUACUCAGCAGGACUUCGUAGUUGAUCCAAAAAACGGUUUUAUCAAAUCGCUACGCGUGUUUGAUCGCGAACUCUUAGUAACAAACACCGGCAGCAGCUAUAUUAAUUUGGAGGCUACUGUCACCGACAAUGGCGUUAAUCGUCUUCGUGACCGCGUCAAGGUCACCAUCUACAUCACCGAUGUCAAUGAUAACGUGCCGCAAUUCCAACGAUUGCCUUAUCGAGUGCAGGUGAGCGAAGGCGCCAUAAUUGAUACGCAGCUAUUGAGAGUGUACACAACUGAUAGUGACGAAGGUUUGAAUGGUGAUGUUUUCUACUCGCUGGAGGACGGCAAUCAGCACGGUCAUUUUAUGAUAGACGAAGCCACCGGCCAGAUCUCGCUAGUGAAGGAACUCGAUCGUGAAACAUCUGAUACCUAUGUGCUGACUGUCGUGGCACAUGAUGCCGGCCUGGAGACGCGUCUAUCAUCCAGCGCAACCGUUCAUAUCGACGUGCUCGACGAGAACGACAAUACACCACGUUUUGUUGACAAUAAGUCGCAAAUCUCCGUACUCGAAACUACUCCAACUAAUACCGAACUGUUGCGAUUCAAAGCUACUGACAACGAUCUCGGGGCAAAUAGCGAGUUAACGUUCACUAUAUCGGCCGGUAACAAGAAAGACGCUUUCUACAUCGACCCGUUGACCGGUAUUUUAUAUCUGAAAAAGCCACUAGAUUACGAAGAAUUACCUCGACACAGGUUGAAUGUCACCUGCAACGACGGCGGUCAUCCAAAGCUGAGCUCGGUCACCACUCUGACUGUUGAAGUAAUUGACACCAACGACAAUCCGCCAGUGUUCCCGAACACCGCAAUAGUACGUCAGAUACGUGAAGGUAUUCCUGUGCGAACACCCAUCGUCACCAUUAUUGCCGAAGAUCCGGAUUCGGACGAUAACGGUGAAGUUAGCUACUCAAUUCUAAGCCAAGAUCCGGAAGAUCAAGUGCGGCGUUUUGAUAUUGAUCCUACGACCGGCGUGAUUCAAACGUUACAGUUGAUUGAUCGCGAAGAGGUAGAUACCUUCAAGCUGGUGGUGGUUGCGACUGAUAAGGCGCAACCGCCAAGUGCUCGUCUGUCUGCCGAGAAAGUGGUAAUCGUGAUCGUUGAAGAUGUGAAUGACAACGCGCCGAUCUUUAUCAGUAUGUCAGCGGUUGUGUUGCCAUCUUUAAAUACCAAGAAUUUCAAUCGUCAUCAUUCCCUAACUAAAGAAGUUAUGAUCACUCAACUGGUUGCUCGCGAUCUCGACUCAAGCACUAACGGUUUGGUGACAUACGAAUUACUUCGGUCCAGCGUCAAAUAUUCGGACAUGUUCAAAAUUCACCGUAGUACCGGUGUGUUGACCAUGAGACUCCCACAAUCGACUUCGAAGAACGAAAGUCGUUCUUUUGAACGGAUAUUCAAAUAUCAGGUGGGUGUUAGAGCGACAGAUGAGGCGGUCCAAACAGACCGUCGCUCAUCAGAGACCUAUGUGACGUUGAUCGUACCGGGCGAAAACAACGACGAUCAGCCGAUCUGGGAACAUCGGAGUCAGAUCGAGGGCAGCGUUUACGAGAACGAGCCGGUUGGCACCAGUAUCUUGCAAGUGAGCGCGCGUAGCCGUCAUACUAACAUCGAGAUUGAGUAUUACGUGACGAACGUGACCAGCGGGGGCGGACCUGGGAACGGGCCUCAGGUUGAGCGGCUGUUCGACGUCGACAUGAAGACCGGCGUGCUGUCUACCGCUGCCCAACUUGAUCGCGAAACCGGUGCUCGGUGGUACGAGGUAGAGCUGUACGCCAUAGGUAUAGGCGGCACCAGGCCCAGUACAACGUUCACCAAA